AUGCUAAUUUCUCUGUCAAAGCCCUUCUGUGCUCCAUGUUCAUUCUCGUUGUUGCAUGUGAGGGUGUCUUCAGAGCUUCCAGAGAAUGCAAAAUGCAUGAUGGAUUGUGAAGCUUUUGAGAUUCUAGAAGGCAUCAAAGAACAACUUUAUGUGUUAUCUGAAGAUCCUACCAUAAAGACUCCUGUGUCUUUGGACAGAGGACUGGGAUAUCUGAAAUAUGGGGAGGAAGGAAAGAUCACUGAGCUUUUAGCAGAGGCAUUGACAAAGUUACCAAAGCUCAAAAGAUCUUCUUAA
Eruca vesicaria subsp. sativa (arugula) is the source of this 294-nucleotide messenger RNA. Lineage: Eukaryota; Viridiplantae; Streptophyta; Magnoliopsida; Brassicales; Brassicaceae. The record is from the annotation of a GenBank genome assembly.